Aspergillus ibericus CBS 121593 is the source of this 1486-nucleotide messenger RNA. RefSeq names its product septin aspD (gene aspD). Lineage: Eukaryota; Fungi; Ascomycota; Eurotiomycetes; Eurotiales; Aspergillaceae. Gene Ontology annotation, molecular function: GTP binding; GTPase activity; molecular adaptor activity. Gene Ontology annotation, cellular component: septin ring; septin complex; cell division site. The record is from RefSeq and is a predicted model, not a curated record. The transcript has 6 exons. Gene Ontology annotation, biological process: cytoskeleton-dependent cytokinesis. The coding region runs from base 58 to 1098 and encodes 346 amino acids.
AUACAUACCACCGUCUGAUUCCACCCGGCCUCCCCCACUGUUCUCGACGUCUCCAAGAUGGCAGCCGCAGCCAAUUCGUCUUCGACCACCCCCGCGACGGUCUUCCCUCGCAGCCAUGUCGGUUUCGACAGCAUCACCUCCCAGAUCGAGCGCAAACUGUUGAAACGUGGAUUCCAGUUCAAUGUCAUGUGCGUUGGUCAGACGGGUCUGGGCAAGUCAACUCUGAUCAACACCAUUUUUGCUUCUCACCUUAUCGAUUCCAAGGGUCGCCUGACCCCCAAUGAACCCGUCCGCUCGACUACGGAGAUCCAGACCGUUUCACACAUCAUUGAGGAGAACGGCGUGCGUCUACGCCUCAACAUUGUCGACACUCCCGGAUACGGUGACCAGGUUAACAACGAUAGAUGCUGGGACCCAAUCGUGAAAUAUAUCAAGGAUCAGCACUCCGCAUACCUCCGCAAGGAGCUCACCGCUCAGCGUGACCGCUAUAUCCAGGACACGCGUAUCCACUGCUGUCUAUUCUUCAUCCAGCCCUCCGGCCAUGCUCUCAAGCCCAUUGAUAUCGUUGUUCUGAAGAAGUUGUCGGAUGUCGUCAAUGUUGUUCCCGUUAUCGCCAAGGCGGAUUCGCUUACCCUCGAAGAGCGUCAGGCAUUCAAGGAGCGAAUCAAGGAGGAGUUUACCUUCCACAACCUGAAGAUGUACCCCUAUGACAAUGAUGAACUUGAUGACGAGGAACGUGCCGUCAACGUCCAGAUCAAGGACAUCAUCCCCUUUGCUGUUGUAGGCAGCGAACGGACUAUCGUUGUCAAUGGUCAGCAGGUUCGCGGUCGCCAGAACCGCUGGGGUGUCAUUAAUGUGGAGGAUGAGAACCACUGCGAAUUCGUUUAUCUGAGAAACUUCCUUACUCGCACUCACCUGCAGGAUCUCAUCGAGACGACCAGUCAAAUCCAUUAUGAGACCUUCCGUGCCAAGCAGCUUUUGGCCCUAAAGGAGAGCAGUGCCGCCGGGGGCCAUCCUGGUAGCAGCCGUCCCAUCAGCCCCUCUGCGGACAGGGAGCUCAGCCGCAACUCGCAACGCAUGACUAUGAACGGUUAUUAAUUUGACUGAAAAGAUGAGUGGAUUGCAAUGGUUUCGUGGAACAAGCACCUGAAACGAGCCGUUGCCAUACAAUGGCGACCAACCACAAGACAGUCUAAGAGUUGAUUUUCUUUCCCUUUCAUGUUUUGAUCUUACUGCACCAACUUCAUAUCGGCAUGCUCUUACAGAUAUCCUCUUUAACUUCAGGCUUUUCCUUAUCGUAUUAGUGUUCAUUCUACCCCCCGCCGCUGAAUGGGGGUGACUUGUCUUUCUUUGUUUCCUAUGAGUUGGUUAUUCCAGAUCGAAAAGAGCUAGCAACGAAAGCGCUAGGCGUCGUCUUGUCAUUUCAUGUACUUAAUUCCCUUAAUACGCAUCAGCAGGAGAAUAUACCUGGUUCCCAAGCAUAGGA